AUGUGUCUUACAUUUUGCACGUCAGGAAUUCGAGCUGGAGCUGCCGAACUCGCGGCACGAAAUAAAAUCUUUAGUUCGAUAAAAGGUAAGUCUAAAGAAGAUGCGAAAGAGUACUACAAAGAAAACGAAGAAUUUACAUUAUUAGCGAGUGAGGAAAGCGAAGAAGUCGGAUUUCUAGCAAGUUGCUUGAGCAUUUUAGAUGAAAACCUUGAAAUAGUUAACUCUGAAUUAGAUACUGUGUUAUAUAAUAUCGAAGAUUUACUUAAACUUGAUCUUCUUAUUGUCAAAUUG
Messenger RNA from Ambispora leptoticha, 291 nucleotides. The record is from the annotation of a GenBank genome assembly. NCBI's taxonomy places the organism in Eukaryota, Fungi, Glomeromycota, Glomeromycetes, Archaeosporales, Ambisporaceae.